GAGUGUGACAGAGCAGGGAGAAGGAUCAGGCUUUGCUGCAAAUAUAAGGACGAGUUGAUACUGCAGCACAGGGCAGAGGAAAAGGGAGGCAGAAGGGCUGAUGAUUCAUCACAGCAGGAAAGGAAGAAAUCACACUUGAGGACAAGAUUUGGCUCACCAUUUUUUGGCCCUCAACCUUCACCUUCACAUCACUUCGGCCCUUCAUUCAGGAUGGAGAGCACCAGAGGAAGAGAGCGGACGGGCUGCUUCCCCCAGCCUGAAAUCUACAGAUGUAAGUCAGCACCAGCAUCAGCUGCUGGCUGAGCACCUCUCCUCACCUCUCAGCCGGGGGGCUUCAUGCCCUGGGACAGUCCUGGGAGAUAGAAGGAGGAGAAGGAGGAGGAGGAGGAGGAGGAGGAGCAGGCAUUGGGGAGGCUGGCUCAUAGAGAGCAGUGGUGGAGGGUGGUGGUUUCAGCUGCCUGCCUGCUGCUGUAUUUUUGGAUGUGGGAUCUCCUGAAUUAAGUGAGCAAGCUGGAAUAAAGAUGUAGUGUGAGCUGGUGAGAGGAGGGGGACAGAACAAGGAGAGCGCUGUGCUGAGGAGAGGAGACGGCUGGACGUCCCGGCUCGACGGACGGACCAGGCGGAGGGAGAGCAGGACAGAGGGUCCACUGGAUCAAGAAGAUGCCCUCUCGCUGCAGAAAUGCGCUGAACAUCGUGGUCACCACCCUUUUUGCUGCGGUGGUCCUCUUCACCAUCUUGCUGGCCUAUGUCACAGGCUACCAGUUCAUCCACACAGAGCAGCACCACCUCUCCUUUGGCCUCUAUGGUGCCUUCCUCUCUCUCCACCUCUUCCUCCAGAGCCUUUUUGCUUUCCUGGAGCAUCGUCGGAUGAGAAGCCCUGCCCGGCCUCAGCAUCUCCGUCGCACUGUAGCCCUCUGCAUCGCUGCCUACCAGGAAGACCCAGACUACCUGAGGAAGUGCCUCCGCAGCAUCAGACGGAUCUCUUUCCCUGGCCUGAAGGUGGUGCUGGUGGUGGACGGCAACCGGCCAGAGGAUCGCUACAUGAUGGACAUUUUCCAGGAGGUGAUGGGUGGGGCUGACCAGGCUGGUAGCAUGGUGUGGAAGGGAAACUACCACAGUGAUGGGAGCGGAGGAGGAUGUGUGGAAGGUGGAGGGAGGAGCACCGUCCAUAUGGAGGAGGCUGUACGAGUGGCUCGGCUGGUCAGAGGCUGCCGCUACUCCUGCAUCAUGCAGGAAUGGGGAGGGAAGAGAGAGGUGAUGUACACUGCCUUUAAAGCGCUGGGGGAGAGCGUGGACUAUGUACAGGUGUGUGAUUCAGACACUGUUCUGGACCCAGCAUGCACCAUAGAAAUGCUGAAGAUUCUUGAGGACGAUCCAAUGGUGGGAGGGGUUGGUGGAGACGUUCAGAUUCUGAACAAGUAUGACUCGUGGAUCUCCUUCCUCAGCAGCGUGCGCUACUGGAUGGCCUUCAACAUUGAGCGGGCCUGCCAGUCUUACUUUGGAUGCGUCCAGUGUAUCAGCGGUCCUCUGGGGAUGUACAGGAACUCCUUGCUCCAGCGCUUCCUGGAGCCCUGGUACCAUCAAACCUUCCUAGGCUCUAAGUGCAGCUUUGGUGAUGACCGACACCUCACUAAUCGGGUUCUCAGUUUUGGCUACAAGACAAAAUUCACAGCGCGGUCACAGUGCCAGACUGAGACACCGACGCAGUACCUGCGUUGGCUCAACCAGCAGACACGAUGGAGCAAGUCUUACUUCCGUGAGUGGCUUUACAAUGCCCUGUGGUUCCACAAGCACAGCCUCUGGAUGACCUAUGAGUCCGUGGUUACCGGCUUCUUCCCCUUUUUCUUGGUUGCCACGGUUAUCCAUCUCUUCUACCGUGGAAGGCUGUGGAACAUUCUGCUCUUCUUAUUGACAGUCCAGCUGGUCGGCAUGGUGAAGGCCACCUACGCCUGUUUCCUUCGUGGCAGCUUGGUCAUGAUUUUCAUGUCCCUCUACUCUCUGCUCUACAUGUCAAGCUUGCUUCCUGCCAAAAUAUUUGCCUUGCUCACCAUCAACAAGGCAGGUUGGGGCACAUCAGGUCGCAAAAAGAUUGUUAUCAACUUAAUAGGCGCAGUUCCUGUCACAGUGUGGGCUAUGGUGCUGCUCGGAGGUGUGGUGUAUACCAUCUACUGUGAAACACAGGACCCAUUAAGUGAGACAGAAAAAGCCUUAUUGAUAGCAGGGACAAUACUCUACGCUUGCUACUGGCUCAUUCUGUUGGUGCUCUACCUGGCAAUCGUAGCCAAAAGGUGUAACAAGAGGGAAGAGCAGUAUCACCUACCAUAUGCAGAGGCAUAAACCUGAAUCCAGAGAGGCUGGUAGAACAUUUGAGCUUUGUUUCUGGCAGUAUGACUAAUAGGGUCUCUGUUGACCCUGUGAACUACUAAAGUGAUCAGCUCACAUCUUCAUCACUGGUGCUACAAAGGUGUGAAUCUGAAAUACUAGCAGAGAAAAUAGAAUUCAAUUGGGGGACUAACCAUGAAGACUGGAUCGAUCCAUCCAGCCCUCCCAUUUAAAUCAAGUUCAAUGGUGCUUCAUAUUGAAAAGCCAAACAGGAGUGAUCCAGUUAAUAAAGUGUUCACACACUUGUAAUUGUGAUGUGCUGAUGAGAACAGUAGUUAAAUAAUGGGUAUAGAUAAAAUCUUACCUAUACUUUAUGGGUAAAGGUAAGCUGGACAACUGUGAUGAUAUUAGUUGUCGGAUGCUUUUAGAGACAUGAAGGUCCUCUUUACUUAUUCAUCAGUUUUGUAAUUGCCUUCCUUUUUAGUAAAGGUUAGAUGGAAUUGAAUGAGAGCCUCUUUUAAGAUGUUUAGACAGAAUGUAAAGCAAAUCUUAGAAGUUUUGCCAAUGCCUUUUCAUCAUCUUUUGUCAUCUAAAAUACUUGACUUUGCAUCAGUAUACAAAUCUGAAGGGUGCUUAUUUGCAAGAGGAAGUUGUGUCAAAUUGAGGGUAAAAAUCCUGGUGCUCUAAAAUCAACCUCAUAACACUGUAAAGACACAGAAAAGUGGGGAGAGACUGAAGGACAAUAACUGAAAGAACUAAAGUUCUGGGUGAAUUAUGAGUUCAGUCAUUGGACACGUGAUAAUGAC
Molecule: messenger RNA, 3128 nt
Organism: Labrus mixtus (cuckoo wrasse)
Lineage: Eukaryota; Metazoa; Chordata; Actinopteri; Labriformes; Labridae
Gene: has3
Product: hyaluronan synthase 3
Exons: 5
Coding region: 661-2337 (558 amino acids)
Biological process (GO): extracellular matrix assembly; hyaluronan biosynthetic process
Molecular function (GO): hyaluronan synthase activity
Source: RefSeq, a predicted model, not a curated record